Messenger RNA from Calidris pugnax (ruff), 2167 nucleotides. RefSeq names its product SAP domain containing ribonucleoprotein (gene SARNP). Gene Ontology annotation, cellular component: nucleus. Lineage: Eukaryota; Metazoa; Chordata; Aves; Charadriiformes; Scolopacidae. The transcript is spliced from 10 exons. Bases 1 to 651 code for a protein of 216 amino acids. Gene Ontology annotation, biological process: poly(A)+ mRNA export from nucleus. The record is from RefSeq and is a predicted model, not a curated record.
AUGGAAACAGUCGUUAAUUUUUUAAUUCGUUCGGGCCCUCCUUGUGUCCCGCAGUUGGCCGAGCUGAAGCAGGAGUGCCUGGCCCGUGGCCUGGAGGCGAAGGGCAACAAGCAGGAUCUCAUCAACAGGCUCCAGGCGUAUCUGGAGGAGCACGCUGAAGAAGAAGCGAAUGAAGAAGAUGUUCUGGGAGAGGAGAUCGAGGAGGAAGAGCAGAAGCCGGCGGAGCCGCCCGUCAAAGUGGAAGAGCCUCCUGUAAAAUCGCCCGACGUGAUCACGGAAAAGAAGGUGGUGAAAAUCACAUCAGAAAUCUCACAGAUGGAGCGCAUGCAGAAGAGGGCUGAGCGCUUCAACGUGCCCGUCAGCCUGGAGAGCAAGAAGGCGGCGCGGGCGGCUCGGUUCGGGUUGGCCACGGUUCCGACUAAAGGCCUCUCUGCAGACAGCAAACCCACGGUAAACAUGGAUAAAUUAAAGGAAAGGGCUCAAAGGUUCGGCUUGAACGUCUCCUCACUCUCCAAGAAGAGCGAAGAAGACGAGAAGCUGAAGAAGAGGAAGGAGCGGUUUGGCAUCGUCACGAGUUCAGCCGGGGCUGGAGCCACAGAGGACACAGAGGCAAAGAAGAGGAAAAGAGCAGAACGCUUCGGGAUCGUCUGAGGAGGGUCCAGCCCCUUCGCAGCGGUGCCUCUCGAGUGCGUGCACCCCCUGCCCCUUCCUCCCCCCACUUUCCCCCCCCCCUCCCCACUGUUUCUCUAGGGUUUAGCGAUGGGUAGACAGGGAAUCCCCCGUAGUUGUAUGAUUGUGCUACUUUUUUAGGUUUUUUUUUGUUUUUUCUAAGUUACCAAGUUUAAAAAUGAGGAAGAGCUGAGCGAAAGGAAGACGCUGUUCUCCCUGCGGCGCCGGGGGGUUCCUGGUUUGCAGUUUGCUGCCUGUUUGCCAUCCAGUGGUCCCUCCUCCUCCUCUUCCUCCUCCUCUUCCUCCUCCUCCUGGUGGGAGGCUCAGCCCUACCCCAGUCUCUUCCCAGCCCUGGAGACAAGGACGUGGUCCCAUCCUGCUCCCAACCUCCGGCAUCAUCUCACCCCCGGCUCGGCCGGGAUCCGGCAGGAUGAGUGUGAGGGAAGGAUUUUCUCAAUAAUAUUGUCUCCCAGUUUCAAAAAGCAGCAGUGACAGGGGGGGCUUCACUGGGGGCUUUCCCUCCCGGCCUGAGGCUGGUGGGGACCGUCGGAGCAAAAAUCACCCGUUGACCUGAGAUUGGGACCAGAGGGACCUAAAACGGGAGGAAAAAUGGAGAAAAUGGAGCCCAUUCUCACCCCUCCUCACCCCUUUUCACCCCUUCUCACCCCUUUUCACCCCUCCUCACCCCUCCUUUUACCCCCCCUCGUUAAGCCCUCGCGGUGCCGUACCCCGGUUGCUCCGGGUGGAAAACCCUUGGUGGCCACGCAGGAACUCGGGGCCCUUUUGGUGAAAUUACGGAACAAAAUCUGGCCGAAUCAGGCAAAAGGUGGCACUUCCUGCAGCUUUAGUGUCUCCACCAGCACCGUGGGUCCUGGGGGGGCUGUUGGGACCGAUUCCCCCAGGAAUUGACCCAGGAGGAAGAGGGGGUGAAGCACAGGAGGAGCCAGUGCCCGUCCCAUCUCUGCCUGGAGAGUUGGUGUCACUCCAGCCUUGGUCCCUGCUCGUCUUCCCUCCUCCUGGAAUUCCUAUUUCUGGCCAUAACCUCCCACCGGGGCGAUGCUGGAGGGCAGCGGCUGCGGGUUCAAAUCCAGCUUUUCAGAGGCUCGUACCGGGUUCUUAAUAAGCAAUAUAUAUAUUUUAUGGUGGUUUUUUUUUUAAAAGCAGCUAACGGCUGCGUCCCUGCCCUCGGGGACCCCCAGCAAUACCCGGGACGUUGGGGUCCCUCCCCAAAAAGCCCCGGGGUCCGGGGUUGGCCGAGUGAGUGGAAGUUCCCUUUCUCCUUCCUGGUUCCACGUCAUAACCUCGUUACUCCGAUAUUAUUAUUAUUAUUAUUUUGUUUUCUUUUUUUUUUUUUUCUUUUGUAUGUCGGAUUUUGUAAGACGUGAUUUUCUAUUUGGCCCGUUUUGCUGGUUUAUUGGCUGGAAAUGUUUUCGUCCGGGCGAACGCUCCUUCUCCUUCUCCUUCUCCGUUUUUGGUAAUAAAAGUGCUUCUCCGGGGC